AUGACCAUCACCAGCGCCAUAACGAAAUCAUCCGUCAAGGACAGCAUCUGCUCUCCAGAAAACCGAAAGCACCUGUUCCCAUACAGCUACGCCCACAGCACCAUCAAAGGCGAAAUAAACUAUCUCCGCUUCCCCUCUCUCAAUCUGAACAAGUAUCAACAGCAAAGAUGCUUCAGCCAUACCUCGACCGAACCUCAGUUUGAACGGCCUGACCAUGCAGUCGAGCUAUUCCCCCAAGCCGCCGGGCUCCCAUGGCCCACUGCUGUCCAGGCUGCAGCUCAGAACAAAUACUGGGAGAUCUGCAUUAACGCUUGCAAAGAUAUACUGGAGCUAUUCUCCCAGGACGAGACGACAAAGGGACUGGUGAGUGCUGGAAAAUCGUUGACGGAGAUCACGCAGAAGGAACUGGCUCGUGGAUUCGAGCAUGGAUUUGUGGCAUUCGCGAUAUUCGUGUAUCCUUUUGCGGAGCCCAGACGGGCAAAGCCGGUGGCUGAUGCGAAUGCCUACGUGUUCAUUCUGGAUGGUGUAGUUUUGGGAUGGCAUAUCGUCCAGGAAAAAUUCGUCAGCCGCAUGCGACCCGGCUUCAGACCAGACAAAUCAUCCCGAACAGCAGUCGAAGCCAGAAUCGACGAGACGAUCGAGCAAUGCGACGAGAUAGACCGAGAAUCCGGAACAAACAGCGCCAGAGACAUGAUCAACCAGUUGGUCUAUUUCUACGACAAGCCCGCUCCACCAAAAGAGUACUCAACCGUAAGGGAGUACAUGGACUACAGGACUCGGGAUGUCGCAGUGACUUUGAUCAUAGCAUCGGCCAGAUGCAGCAUUGUCUCCUCCGUCGACUAUCACGAUCCCAAGUUCGCGCCGGUCAUCCAACUGAUUGCAGAUCAAAUCCUGUUGCAAAAUGACAUUGCGUCUUUCGAAAAGGAGAAACGUGCGUUUGAUACAGGAAAAGCGCAUACGUUUAUCAAUUGCGUGCAUGUGGUCAAAACCCUCAUGGGCGUUAGCUAUGAAGACGCCCUCGAACUGUCACUGGCGGCUCAGCUGCAGACGGAGACUAAGCUUGAUACUGAAAUCGAUAGACUGAUUUCUGAGGAUGUUUUGACCGCCGAGGAAUGGAGGUUUGUGGAUGGAAUAUUGUAUGCCAUGACGGGUAAUGCAAUGGGUUCGGUGAUUAUUUCGAGGUAUGGUGGAGAGAAGACCAGACUGUCAUAG
Messenger RNA from Aspergillus wentii DTO 134E9, 1212 nucleotides. Its product is annotated as terpene synthase family protein. The transcript is spliced from 5 exons. NCBI's taxonomy places the organism in Eukaryota, Fungi, Ascomycota, Eurotiomycetes, Eurotiales, Aspergillaceae. The coding region runs from base 1 to 1212 and encodes 403 amino acids. The record is from RefSeq and is a predicted model, not a curated record.